This is a messenger RNA of Triticum aestivum (bread wheat), 2172 nucleotides long. RefSeq lists its product as uncharacterized. The transcript is spliced from 6 exons. Bases 212 to 733 code for a protein of 173 amino acids. The record is from RefSeq and is a predicted model, not a curated record. Lineage: Eukaryota; Viridiplantae; Streptophyta; Magnoliopsida; Poales; Poaceae.
GUUCCGGGGGAAGAAGCUGAUGCCGCAGACCAACGACGAGCGGCUGGACGGCGUGGUGGAGCAGCUGGUGCGGGAUCCUUCGUGAUUCGGCCAUUGCCAUUCUCCACGGAUCUGGCCGUGGCCACAACCGACGCUGCCGGUUCCAUGGAGGAGCUCACCCCGGCCUUCUCCUCGUUUUCCUCCAUGGUCGGGUCUCCUGGUGGAGGUGCCGAUGCUGCCGGUUCCACAACGCAAGAGCCCGUGGCAACGCGGCAAACUGAAGUUGUUCGCCGGCGUCGCACAGGGCGUCUUUGGCGUCGCAGGAAACCCUACCUUGGGGUUGGCACAGGGCAUCUCUGGCGUCGUAGGAAACCCCACCGCGGGGCUGGUGCAGGGAGUGGCCGACCAUCCCACCCUGCUGAAGCCGCAGGGCGUCUCUGCCAAGUCCAUGGUUGGCGAGUCCAAGGCCGUCUCUGUCCAGGCCUCCGUGGUCGAGGCGAACUGCACUAACAUCGAUGUCUGCCCUGAACUGUUUGCAUCUAAAAGCUCUUGUGACGAUGGAAAGUCUACCUCCAAGGGACCAAAAAAGAAAAUCGGUCCUAAAAGAUCUUCGCCUGACACAUGUACUCACGAUGACAGUGAAGUAUAUCAAGCUGGUGCUAAAAGAAGGACUCUUAACCCCUCUAUUCCUCAUAAGGAGAGCUUGGAGUCUGAAGAUUUUUCUGCAAAUCUCAGGUUUUCCCUGCAAAACUGAAGUUCAUGUCUCAUGUUUGGAUUAAUCACGGUGUAGUCUGAUGGUAAUUUGUCUACUUAGUGCAGUUUACGUAUUCUUCCACAACUUCAUUUAAUGCUUUCAGAGUUAAAGUUUUGGGGAUAGUUUGGAUGUUAUACCCAAGGCAUUAUAAUUGCUCUAUAUUAUUCUUAAUUUCAUAUAUCAUCACCUUAGACUACUCGAACUGUCGGCCAUGCUUUGUGAUCAUGUGCGACGAGCAUAUUGUUCGGUGCUGCUAUUUUCCAUUCGCUGCUGGGUUGCUUCUACUCUCCACCAAUCUGUCAAGUAGCAAAGAGUAGGUUUGACCUCAAUUUCGAUGCAGACAUGGAUUGGGAUGUGAUGCAUGUACUUGCUAAUUAAGGGAUUUGGAUCUUGCCCUCAAUUAGAGUUCCCAAUCUCAACGAAGUGGGGUUUACGAAUUUUAUUAUUUUUUAGCUUGAAUGGACUGUAGCUUCGCUUAAUUGACUGACAGUUGUAUUUGACUGCAUAACUGGAUUAAUUGAUUUCAUGGCAGAUGCCGGUUUUGACCUUGGUUGAUCAUGCUUUGUUCCGUGUUUGGCCUGCAACAUAUUUUCUAUGCAUUCGCAGAAAUGGUAACUGAAUAAUUACUUCAUACUGCAGAACAUCUUGCUUAAUACCUGAGUCCCCGGCCCUUGUUGCUACAGGUUUAUCUUGGACAUGAUUCUCAAAGAAGAUACAGAUGUGCAUGCUUCAUAUCUUCUACACGCUUAUGCAAAGCAGGAUUUUAUUCAUAUUUUGAUGAGCUUAAUUUCUUAUGCUAAUGUUUGCUUCCGCCUGAAGGAUAUAUAUAGUAUGUUUUGUGAGCGGUGGGUAUGGAUGAGGUGAGUGCGUCUGUUAGUGCAUCAUUUUUGUUGGAUACUUUAAUCUGUUAAGGUUGGUAUAUAUUGAGUGUUGAUGAUGACAUGUUUAUUUUGAUUGGCGUGGUUGCCUCAAAGUAAUGCCCUGCUACUCCUUGGGGGGCGUGAGUGAAGAUUUAUGCCUUAAGCAUAGGAAUGAGGGAGUAGGUAUCCAACAGAAUAGGCGAUGAUGCUAGGAGAAAAAGAAGACUUUGAUCUGGUUUUUCAAAGAGGGACAUCAAGGAACAAGUACAUGGUGCUACUCGAUGGUCAGCCAGAUUCUGACUAUUAUUUUGGGAUGCCAAAGAGAUAGCACAUGAUGUUCGACCGCUGGGGAAUUGAAGUAUAGUGCUUACCAAUAUACUGGCAUGUAUUUUUUUCUAAAGGAUAUAGUGGUUUCCUUUAGUUGAAAUACAUAAAAUUUUCACCCCCAAUGAUUCAACAAGAGUUGUUCAUUAAAAGUGUGUGGUCUCUUUCUUCAUCAAGAAUUGAAAUAUCUGUGCUAUUAUAACUCCAUGGAGAGCAAUAAUAUAAUUUUCACAAGGGGUGACCUUUAUUGGCUAA